Salvelinus fontinalis (brook trout) is the source of this 2017-nucleotide messenger RNA. Its product is annotated as aldo-keto reductase family 1 member B1-like. Gene Ontology annotation, molecular function: aldose reductase (NADPH) activity. Gene Ontology annotation, cellular component: cytosol. NCBI's taxonomy places the organism in Eukaryota, Metazoa, Chordata, Actinopteri, Salmoniformes, Salmonidae. Bases 128 to 1084 code for a protein of 318 amino acids. The record is from RefSeq and is a predicted model, not a curated record. The transcript has 10 exons.
CUGGCUGCUGUACCAUUCGUAGUCUGAACUUUGCACUGCACUUGAGGUUGGACUAGCACACUCGGGACUAGCACACUCGGCAAAUGCAACAAAGUAUCUAAAGGUAUAUUUUGCAACAAAGAGGACGAUGGCAACAUCCGUGAAAUUGAACACCGGUGCAGACAUGCCCAUUCUCGGUCUCGGGACGUGGAAGUACCACUCCCACCCAGCUAAAGUAACUGAUGCGGUGAGGGCGGCCAUAGCUGCAGGCUACAGGCACAUCGAUGGGGCCUUCAUCUACCAGAACGAGACAGAGGUGGGAGAGGGCAUUCAUGCCAUGGUCAAGGAGGGGGUGGUGAAGAGAGAGGAGCUGUUCGUGGUCAGCAAGCUGUGGUGCACAUUCCAUGGGAAGUCUAUGGUGAAAGAAGGCUGUCAGAAGACUCUCAGUGAUCUCAAACUGGACUACCUGGAUCUUUAUCUGAUACACUGGCCCAUGGGCUUCCAGCCUGGAGAGGCCCUCUUCCCUACGGACAGCAAUGGAAAUAAUAUCGACGAUGGGUCCAAGUUCCUGGAGACAUGGGAGGCUAUGGAAGAGCUGGUGGAUGCUGGACUGGUCAAGGCUAUCGGUGUCUCCAACUUUAACAAAGACCAGAUUGAAUCCAUCCUGAACAAGCCAGGCCUCAAGUAUAAACCUGCCAACAACCAGGUUGAAUGUCACCCCUAUCUGAACCAGGAGAAGUUGAUCAACUACUGUCACUCUAAAGGCAUCUCUGUGACUGCCUACAGCCCUCUGGGUGCCCCAGACAGACCAUGGUUCAAACCAGGGGACCCUUCGCUGCUGGAGGAUCCCAACAUCAAGGCCAUCGCUGAGAAGCACAAGAAGACCUCUGCCCAGGUCCUGAUCCGCUUCCAUAUCCAACGGAACACGAUUGUGAUUCCCAAGUCUAUCACCCCCACACGUAUCCAGGAGAAUUUCAAGGUGUUUGACUUUCUGUUGAGCGAUGAGGAAAUGAAGACCAUCCUGGGCUUUAGCAGGAACUGGAGAGUCUGCCCAAUGAAAGGGAGCAUGAAGCACAAGGACUACCCCUUCAAUGCUGAAUUUUAAGGAAAGUUACAUCUGGUGCUAUGACUUGGUUGAGAUGUCUGCCCUCUCUGUUGUUUAGAUUCAUUCUUAUUUUUCCCUUUAAGACAAUAUGCAUAAAUUGACAUCCUUGAGCUAGUUUCUAGCGAUUGACUGAUUUAGUAUCUGUGUAUUGCAGUAUUGUUUUUCUCAUGACAUAUACACUGACCUAUGUUAUAGCCUGCUAACCUAGCCUAAUGCACAAUGGUAAUUAUUUUUCAACAAUCAUGGAAACAUAAUUUGACAUAGGAUUGAUAUUAGUGAAGUUUUAAAAAAGCUUGAGAGUUUGGUCACUGGUUUGGUAGGAAAUCUGGAGCCUUGGAUCUGCUAACGCACAAUAGGGUGUUUAUGGCUUCUCACAUGACCUAGUUUGUUUGUCUCUUUCGAUUUGAGUCUCCAAUAGUCUCACAAACUUUUUCAUCAAUGAGCCUCCACAUUCAAAGGCCAUAUAAUAACCAUAUGACUUUAAAGAAUUGAUGUUAACCAUAAGUAUUCAAAGUUUAAGCGGAGGAGCUGGGUAUGUCAUUCCUGGUCUUACUGAAGUAAGUUACAGAAAUAUCACAGUGGUACAUGGACAUUGUGUAUGUGAUGUACAGUAUUACAUAUCAACUGUGAGAUUUUUCAUUUCAAUCUAUCUGUUUUUGUUUCAGGGAUAAGAACAGCCAAAGAGUGGAAAAUUGGCAUAUAGUAGUAUAGACAUAGCUUAUCCAAACAUUUGGUUGAACACUCCUUCCAUCAAAUUCCUAGUCAUAGGAGCCGUUUUCCCUAGAAAUAGUCAUUCACAAUCCUUGCCUUACAGGAUAAACCACUUCUACUCAUUGACUGACUCAUGAUGUGGGUUAAGACUGUUGUGAAAUUCACAGUUCCCUUUUGUGAAAGUUUAAAUAAUUUUUUACCAAUAAAGCUUUCUUUGCUUCA